AUGAUGGCAGAAAAAGGGCUCGAUUAUGUUUAUUCUUAUAAUCCAUGUACACCGUUUACAGAAACAGAUUUGUGUUCAAAUGUUGCUGGUUGUCAAAUAUUCGUCAUAUAUAACAAGUUCCAUUUAAAACGAUCAGGUUUUGAACUUUUACCACAUCCUGUGUUUUGGACAUCAUUGCCUAGUCGUGCAAAAGAUGGGGUACAAUUUACCUUUCGGGCUAUGUUCAGGACCAAAGAAGCAACCGGAGGCUAUCAAUCAGUUUAA
Messenger RNA from Didymodactylos carnosus, 264 nucleotides. NCBI's taxonomy places the organism in Eukaryota, Metazoa, Rotifera, Eurotatoria, Philodinida, Philodinidae. The record is from the annotation of a GenBank genome assembly.